Molecule: messenger RNA, 1803 nt
Organism: Penicillium brevicompactum
Lineage: Eukaryota; Fungi; Ascomycota; Eurotiomycetes; Eurotiales; Aspergillaceae
Exons: 14
Coding region: 1-1803 (600 amino acids)
Biological process (GO): L-valine biosynthetic process
Cellular component (GO): acetolactate synthase complex; mitochondrion
Molecular function (GO): acetolactate synthase activity; thiamine pyrophosphate binding; flavin adenine dinucleotide binding
Source: RefSeq, a predicted model, not a curated record
AUGACGGCGAACACAAUUCCUCAGAAACGGAAGAAGACCGACAGCGACGAUGAAGCUGAAAUUGUCAAAGAUGGAGCGCUCACAUCUGCUGCGGAGAACUUCUUCGAGGCCUUGACUGAGGCUGGGAUCACUCAGUGUUUUGUGAACCUUGGAAGCGAUCAUCCAGCUAUGUUGGAAGCGAUGAUCAAGGCUAAGCAAGAGAACAAAACAAACUUCCCCAACAUUAUUACAUGCCCCUCCGAGCUAGUUGCGCUAUCAGCAGCAUUGGGAUAUGCUCAGGCCACCGGACUCCCGCAAUGUGUCAUCGUGCAUGUCGACUGUGGAACUCUCGCCUUAGGCCAGUCUAUACACAAUGCCUCUGUCAGCAGGGUUCCAGUUCUAUGCUUUGCCGGAUUGAGUCCCUUCACUUCCCGGGGUGAGCUACUGGGUUCACGGACAGAGUUCAUCCACUGGUUGCAAGAUGUCCCUGAUCAAUCUGCAAUUGUGCGACAAUACUGCAGAUACACUGGUGAAAUCAAGACCGGACGCAACAUCAAGCAGAUGGUCCGUCGGGCAAUGGAAUUCGCUACCUCUGACCCCAAGGGUCCGGCAUAUCUGAUGGCUGCCAGAGAAGUCCUCGAGGAUCGUGUUGGCCCUGAGAUUGGUGAUGGAGAAGUUGUCAGCCCGAUUUCGCCAAGUGCAUUGCCAGAGCAAGAGGUCGAAUUGAUUGCCAAUGCUCUCAUUGAAGCACAGCGCCCCCUUGUGCUCACGACUUCUCUGGGACGAAACCUCAAAGCGCCUGCCCUUCUGGCUGAACUCUGUGAUAAGCUGCCCAUUACGGUUGUUGAGAUGGUUGGCUCUGAUGUCUGUCUGAGAAGCGAUCAUGAAGCGUACCGCGGUGUGACCGUCAACACUCACCCUGAAGUUCUCGAAGCCGAUGUCAUCCUUAUCCUUGACUGUGAUGUUCCUUGGAUUCCUACAGCCGGUACCCCUCGAAUAGGCACAAAGAUCUUCCACUUAGACGUCGAUCCCCUGAAACAACAAAUGCCCUUGUUUUCCAUCCCGGCAACCCGGAGGCUUAAGGUUGGCUGUGGAUACGCACUGCAGCAGAUCAACACUUUCUUGGAUAAACAGGAACUAUCCAAGACUGCCUAUGUGCCUCUCUUCGAGCAGCGCUCGAAGAACUAUCAAUCGUGGAGAAAGACAUUGUCUGACUCCGAAAAGCCAACAAAUGACGGUGUAGUCAGCGUGCCCUACCUGACCUCGAGACUGCGAAGUAUGCUUCCUCAGGAUACCAUCUACGUUUUGGAGGCUGUGACAAACGCCGGACAUCUCAUUCACCAUUUGAACUUGACCCAGCCCGGAAGCCUUAUCGCGAGCGGUGCUGGUGGACUUGGCUGGGGAGGUGGUGCAACACUAGGAGUCAAGCUAGGCAAGCCUGGCGCAUUCGUAUGCGGAAUUGUUGGUGACGGUGUCUAUCUGUUCUCCCAAAUGGAGAGCGUGUAUUGGAUUGCCAGACGCUACGAUAUUCCCUUCCUUAUGAUUGUGCUCAACAACGGUGGUUGGAAUGCACCAAAGGUGUCUGCACUUCUCGUGCAUAAGGACGGGCUGUCCUCCAAGUCCAACAGACGAGACCUUAAUAUCUCGUUCGAUCCCUCGCCGGAUUACCCCGGAAUUGCGACUGCCGCUGGAAAAGCUUGGGGCGCGACGAUCGCGACGCAGGCUGAGCUCGACCCAGCGAUCAAGGAGGCAACCACAGUUGUCCAAGGUGGAAAGUGUGCUGUCAUUGAGGUUUCCGUUCCCUCAAUGUGGAAAGAAAACUAG